Molecule: messenger RNA, 2900 nt
Organism: Eleginops maclovinus (Patagonian blennie)
Lineage: Eukaryota; Metazoa; Chordata; Actinopteri; Perciformes; Eleginopidae
Gene: arrdc1b
Product: arrestin domain containing 1b
Exons: 8
Coding region: 87-1448 (453 amino acids)
Biological process (GO): protein transport
Cellular component (GO): cytoplasm
Molecular function (GO): ubiquitin-like ligase-substrate adaptor activity; ubiquitin protein ligase binding
Source: RefSeq, a predicted model, not a curated record
GGGGGGUGGCUCGCGGCAGCAGGUGAGCGCGCAGCAUCGCCUCUCCGCUGUUUCAGAGAGACGCAGAGCGUUGGAGUAGCGGAGCCAUGGGAAAGCUUCAAGAAUUUGAUAUCACUUUUACCAACAACAAGGUGGUCUAUGGUCCGGGGGAGUCUAUUAGCGGAAAUGUGAAAGUACGAACCGGCCACUCGUUGCAGUACAAAGCCAUCAAGGUCUACUGUCAGGGCUCAUGUGGGAUCUCCAACAAAAUGAACGAGGCCUCCUGGGCUCUGGAGGAGCAGUACUUCAACAGCACGUUGUCUGUUGCUGACAAAGGAACCCUGGGGGCAGGCGAGCACAGUUUCCCCUUCCAGUUUCUUAUCCCAGUCGCUGCCCCCACUUCCUUUGAGGGACCCUUUGGGAAGGUUACCUACCGAGUGAGGGUGGCUAUCGACACGCCUCGCUUCUCUAAGGACUACAAAGCCCAGAGACCCUUCUACCUACUCAACCUUCUCAACCUCAAUGAGGUGCCUGACAUUGAACAACCGAGUUACGCUGUGACCACCAAGAAGUUCAGCUACCUCCUGGUGAAGACGGGGACCCUGAUGCUGAAAACUCGCAGUGACCUGAGAGGAUACAUCCCCGGGCAAGUCAUCAAGUUAGCCACUGAGAUCCACAACAAGUCUGGGAAGGACACGGGUUACGUGCUGGCCAGUCUCAUACAGAAAGUGACCUAUAAGACCAAGCGGCCUCUGUUCGACUUGCGGACCAUCGCUGAGGUGGAGGGAGCCGGAGUGAAAGCAGGAAAACACGCAGAGUGGAGAGAGCAGAUCAUCGUCCCCCCUCUUCCUCAGUCGGCACUGGCCGGCUGCAGCCUCAUACACAUCGACUACUUCAUUCAGGUGUCGCUAAAAUCUCCGGACGCAGUCGUCACUCUGCCCAUCUACAUCGGGAACAUCGCUGUGAACUUGUCGCCAUCGAGACCCAUGCCCCCCACUCCAGACCGCCGCAUUACUCCCGUACCUCCCAGCGCAGCAGGUGUGACACCCAGCGCAGCAGGUGUGACACCCAGCGCAGCGGGCGUGACACCCAGCGCCCCGCCGGUGGAGGAGGAGCUGGAGGAGGGGCUGUGUGCAGGGGGCAUGGCCAGUGAGGAGCUUCCCACCAAGAGCCACUCUCAGCAGGACCCCUCGGGGCAGUCGGUCACCAUGUCUCCCAGCGCCUUCAGCCACGCGCCCAGGGCAGCGCUGUCCCCCAGCCCCAGGCCUGAUGCCUCCGCCCCUCUGUUCUGUGUGUCCACCGGGGCCACCAUACCUUUCUUCACCGAGGGAAACGUGACUCCUAUCCCCACCUCCUGCUCGCUCAUCCUCCCUCCAGAGUACAGCAGCUGGGACUACCCUCAUGAGCCUCCACCCACCUAUGAGGAAAGCUGCAGUAGCACCAACUCCACUUUCAACAGUAGACAGUAAGACAAGGGGAUGAAGCAUCAUGGCCGCGCCCACACACACACCUGUUUCCAUUUGCCUCUCGACAAAUCUGUACAGAGGCACGGCGGACUAGAGAGGACAGACUAUAACACACAAGAAAAGAAAUAAAAUCUUAUUGAAUACAAGUUUUAAUUUCACCUCUUGUCCCAUCAGGUAGUGUCAGGCAGAGCGGGUGAACAUUACUGUGCCUACAAGAAGUAUUUUGGAUCGUCACUUAAAAUAUUUAGAGAUCGGACAUGGUUCCUUUAGGAGCGGAGUCAAAUCUGUUUUUGUUUUUCUCAAUGAACAUUUGCAUCUGUGAUGCCUUGAAAAUGAUCUCUGCCUACUGAAGGCUCCUGUUUGGCCUUUUCUUUUGUCUUGUUUUAACUUGCACUUGUUAUAAUGGUCCACUGCUGUCCGUUUGUUUCUCAGUUGUCCUCAUUUUCAACAGGGCAGAGCUGGACAUUGAAAGGAGGACAUUUCUCAGUUAAACCCCUGCACCAUUCUUAAAUUAUUCUGAUGGUCUUUGUUUGAGGACAUAGGACACACCCCUUACCAAAAUCAGUCUGUGUUCUGUAGCAGCAUGCACUACUGUCUGCUACAGUGUCUUUUUGUAUGUUAUACCACUAGGUUUCUCAGCAAAACCUCUCAGUAUCUUGAGAAGCAUAACAGUAAAAAAUCAGUAUGAGAAUUAUAAAGAUAGAUAUGUGUAUAUAUAUAUGGCAAUGAAAGCAAUAAAUCCAUCCAUACAAAAAUCUGAAUCAUUUUAAAGAUGUGCUUUUAUUAAUUGGAUUGUAUUUAUUUUUAUUUUUAAAAAAUUAUGAAAACAGUCUUUUUUUUAUUAAUCCAAAGACCCUUAUCAUCUCUUAAACGCAACCAUGUGUUGUGUCAUAUAACUGAGGGGUUUUGCUUUGACUCCAGUUUUGUAUUCUGAGGACAGUGUCUCUGCGGAUGGGGCUCGUUUCUCCUGCAGAUGGACCUGAGACCAUAGUGUUUGUCUGCCCUCUUGUGGUCAUCUCUGGUAUCGGUUAUCGCAACUCAUACUGAAAUUGGAGCAACACAAUCAGCCAUGCGAAGUGAAGUACUCCAAUAAAGUCCCUGCUCUUGUGAUGCAACAACUGAAUCAGUCUGCUGUGUAAAUGUACAUCCUUUUCUUCGUGCAAAAGUGGAAAAUUGAUCGUGUUUUUUUUUAGAUGUGAUGCAAGUGUUUAGCAUCAUUAUUUUCGUCUUGGUGUGAAUGAGAUUUUAUGUGUUUUCUUCUCAUGUUUGUUGCCUUAACUUUUUUUUAGUGUUACAUGUGUGAGAUGAGAAUCCUCCGAAAUUUCCAUUUGUGCGGACGUGCACAAAACAGCACUUUUUACAGAUUUCCAAGUGCAAAUCUACUGUAUACAUGUGUACAAAAAAACACCUUUUGGCUACGGUCUGUUUUCAAUUAAACUUACAUUUUCAAAUUAA